Condylura cristata (star-nosed mole) is the source of this 852-nucleotide messenger RNA. It is a transcript of the gene FOLR1, whose product is annotated as folate receptor alpha. Lineage: Eukaryota; Metazoa; Chordata; Mammalia; Eulipotyphla; Talpidae. The transcript has 4 exons. Gene Ontology annotation, biological process: sperm-egg recognition; fusion of sperm to egg plasma membrane involved in single fertilization; cell adhesion. The record is from RefSeq and is a predicted model, not a curated record. Gene Ontology annotation, molecular function: signaling receptor activity. Gene Ontology annotation, cellular component: external side of plasma membrane. Bases 51 to 809 code for a protein of 252 amino acids.
CACCUCCACAUUCCUAGGUGCCAACUACCACUCUUCUUUCAGGGACUGACAUGGCCCAGCGGCUGAGAACAGGACUGCUGUACCUUCUGGUGUGGGUGGCAGUAGUAUGGGCUAGUCACUUCAGGACCGACCUUCUCAACGUCUGCAUGGACGCCAAACACCACAAGGAAAAGCCAGGCCCUGAGGACAAGCUGCAUGAGCAGUGCAGUCCCUGGAAGGAUAAUGCCUGCUGCUCUUUCAACACCAGCCAGGAAGCCCACAAGGAUAUAUCCUACCUGUACAAUUUCAACUGGGAUCACUGUGGCAAGAUGGCGCCUGAAUGCAAAAAGCACUUCAUCCAGGACACCUGCCUGUAUGAGUGCUCCCCCAACCUGGGGCCUUGGAUCCAUCAGGUGGACCAGAGCUGGCGCAAAGAGAGGAUCCUGAACGUGCCCUUAUGCAAAGAAGAUUGUGAGGAGUGGUGGAAAGACUGCCGUACCUCCUACACCUGCAAGAGCAACUGGCACAGGGGCUGGAACUGGUCCUCGGGGUAUAACCAGUGCCCAAAGGAAGCUACCUGCCGUCCCUUUGAUUUCUUCUUCCCUACGCCUGCUGCUCUGUGCAGUAAAGUCUGGAGUGACUCCUACACGGUCAGCAAGUACAGCCGAGGGAGUGGCCGCUGCAUCCAGAUGUGGUUCAACCCGGAUUAUGGCAACCCCAAUGUGGAGGUGGCCAGGUUCUACGCCAAGGCCAUGAGUGGGAGUGGGCGUCAUGGAGCCUGGUCUCUUUCACUCAGCCUGGCCCUGAUGCUGCUCUGUCUUCUCUGCUGAGUAUCUUUUACAUUCUGAUCCCCAGACAUCCCUGUCCUGUCCA